Messenger RNA from Venustampulla echinocandica, 402 nucleotides. RefSeq names its product RBP11-like subunits of RNA polymerase. Gene Ontology annotation, molecular function: DNA binding; protein dimerization activity. The record is from RefSeq and is a predicted model, not a curated record. The transcript is spliced from 3 exons. Bases 1 to 402 code for a protein of 133 amino acids. Gene Ontology annotation, cellular component: RNA polymerase II, core complex. Gene Ontology annotation, biological process: transcription by RNA polymerase II. Lineage: Eukaryota; Fungi; Ascomycota; Leotiomycetes; Helotiales; Pleuroascaceae.
AUGGCCAUGGCUAUCAGCAACGAUGGAGCUGACCAGCUAAAUAGAUUCGAGCUCUUCCUUCUUGGACCCGAUGAGAAGAAAUGCCAGGAGGCUGCCGAUACUCGCACCCCGAAUAGCUCGGUCUUCACCUUCAACAAGGAGGACCACACCCUCGCAAACAUGUUGCGCUCGCAGCUCUUGAAGGAUCCGCAUGUCAUCUUUGCAGGCUACAAAGUCCCCCACCCUCUCUUUGCCAGCUUUGAGCUCCGUAUCCAAACCGAUGGCGGAAUCACCCCCAAGGAGGCCCUCGUCAACGGCUGCAAGUCUCUUGUCGGCGACCUUGAAAUCUUGAGCAGAGAGUUUACCAAGGAAUACGAGUUGCGCAAGAUGGUUAGUGGUGAUGGAACCGCUGCUGAUAAGUGA